Molecule: messenger RNA, 1406 nt
Organism: Sphaeramia orbicularis (orbiculate cardinalfish)
Lineage: Eukaryota; Metazoa; Chordata; Actinopteri; Kurtiformes; Apogonidae
Gene: pcna
Product: proliferating cell nuclear antigen
Exons: 6
Coding region: 229-1011 (260 amino acids)
Biological process (GO): leading strand elongation; regulation of DNA replication; translesion synthesis
Cellular component (GO): PCNA complex
Molecular function (GO): DNA polymerase processivity factor activity; DNA binding
Source: RefSeq, a predicted model, not a curated record
ACGUUGGCGCGCGUUUCUUGCUCAAACCGUCCGCCUGCAGUGACAGUGGUGUCUGUGUUAUACUUCUGCUAGCUUACAACACACAAAGACUGCACUUUUCGACCACCACCUCCGUCUAAUUCGGUGUCAGCUGAAAACUACGGCCUCUGCUCUGAGGUACUGACGCUACGGGCGACGAAAAGUCUUUUGUUUUGCAUCUCCGCAGUCUUUAAAACUCCUUUAGACACCAUGUUUGAGGCGCGCCUGGUCCAGGGCUCCAUCCUGAAGAAGGUGCUGGACGCCCUGAAGGAUCUCAUCACAGAAGCCUGCUGGGAUGUGGGCUCGUCGGGCAUCGCCCUGCAGAGCAUGGACUCGUCCCACGUCUCCCUGGUCCAGCUCACCCUGCGGAGCGACGGCUUCGACUCGUACCGCUGCGACAGAAACCUGGCCAUGGGAGUGAACCUGGGCAGCAUGUCAAAGAUCCUGAAGUGUGCAGGAAAUGAAGACAUCAUCACCCUCAGAGCAGAAGACAAUGCAGACACACUUGCCCUUGUGUUUGAGACUCUCAACCAGGAGAAGGUCUCAGACUAUGAGAUGAAGUUGAUGGACCUGGAUGUGGAGCAGCUCGGUAUUCCAGAGCAGGAGUACAGCUGUGUAGUAAAGAUGCCCUCUGGGGAAUUUGCCCGGAUCUGCCGCGACCUGUCCCAGAUCGGUGACGCCGUCAUGAUCUCCUGCGCCAAGGAUGGAGUUAAGUUCUCAGCCAAUGGAGAGCUGGGCACAGGAAAUGUUAAACUGUCCCAGACCAGUAAUGUGGACAAAGAGGAUGAGGCGGUCACUAUUGAGAUGAACGAGCCUGUUUCGCUCAUCUUUGCCCUGAACUACCUGAACUUUUUUACCAAGGCCACACCACUGUCCAAGACCGUCACCCUCAGCAUGUCUGCUGACAUCCCCCUCGUGGUGGAGUACAAGAUUGCAGACAUGGGACACAUCAAAUACUACUUGGCACCGAAGAUCGAUGACGAGACCUCCUAAAGUAGUUCCUAAGCAACCAAAAAGGAAGAAGAGAGAAAAGCAGGCAACUGGGACUUGUCCUGAGUGAUGAAAUGGCUGAAGUGGUCUCAGGGUGUCUGUCUCACCCUGAGGGGGGGGUGGGUGCCAGUCUCUGAGAUGAAGAAUCGGGGCUUUUAUUCUGGAGAAUUGGUGGGAUGGGCUUCCUGUGGUCUACAGUCUCAGUGAACAUUCAGCACUUCUUCACUCCACCUGUCUCUAUCUUUGUCCGUUUUUGGGAAAUACAGUUUUCAAGUAUCCCAUUCCUUGAUGUAGAUACACAUUUGUAAAUAUUGUCUGUGGUUUCGCACUGUCACUCAAACCCAAUAUAUUUGUAUCAAUUGAUUCAGUCCAGAAUAAAUGAUUCAACUUGUUUCCAA